Messenger RNA from Pseudozyma flocculosa PF-1, 1290 nucleotides. RefSeq lists its product as uncharacterized. Bases 1 to 1290 code for a protein of 429 amino acids. Lineage: Eukaryota; Fungi; Basidiomycota; Ustilaginomycetes; Ustilaginales; Ustilaginaceae. The transcript has a single exon. The record is from RefSeq and is a predicted model, not a curated record. Gene Ontology annotation, molecular function: GDP-dissociation inhibitor activity; eukaryotic initiation factor eIF2 binding; translation initiation factor activity. Gene Ontology annotation, cellular component: cytosol. Gene Ontology annotation, biological process: formation of translation preinitiation complex; formation of cytoplasmic translation initiation complex; translational initiation.
AUGGCCGUCGUCAACAUCCGCCGCGACGUCGAGGACAAGUUCUACCGCUACCGCAUGCCGCUCCUCCAGACCAAGAUCGAGGGCCGCGGCAACGGCAUCAAGACCGUCAUCCCCAACAUGUCUGAGAUCGCCCGCUCCCUCAGCCGCCCGCCCACCUACCCGACCAAGUUCUUUGGUUGCGAGCUCGGCGCCCAGACGAGCUUCGACGACAAGACCGACCGCUACAUUGUCAACGGCGCCCACGAGGCGCCGCGCCUGCGCGAGCUGCUCGACGGCUUCAUCGACAAGUUUGUCCUGUGCGGCAGCUGCAAGAACCCCGAGACGGCGCUCAAGAUCACAAAGGACGGCGACGUGCUGCGCGACUGCAAGGCGUGCGGCAAGCGCACCGGCGUCGACAUGAAGCACAAGCUCACCACGUUUAUCAUCAAGCACCCUCCGCCCAAGAAGGCCAAGGGCACCAAGGGCGCCGGCAAGGCGGGCGGCCAGGACGCCGGCGACGGCGGCGACGGCAGCGACGACGAGCUGACCAAGCGCAUCAAGGCCGAGGCCGCCGAUAUCCCCACGGCCGAGCAGCGCGCCGCCAAUGGCGGCGGCGACGACGACUGGUCGGUCGACACGAGCGAGGAGGCCGUCGCCGCGCGCGUCAAGGCGCUCGAGGGCAACAUGAAGACGUCGCUCGUGCUCGGCGACGACGAGGACGAGGAGGACGAGGAGAGCCCGUACGGCAUCUUUGGCCAGUGGCUCCUCGACAACCGCAAGGGCGGCGAAGAGGGACGUGAAGCCACGCCCGCCGAGGUGUACAAGAAGGCGCAGGAGCUCGGCAUCGACAAGAAGCACAAGGCCGUCCAGGUCCUCUUCCAGGGCCUUUUCACCGAGGACGCGCCCCAGGAAAUCGAAAAGUACGCCGCCGUGCUGGUCAAGAUGGUGACCAGCGAAAAGCACCAGAAGUCGCUGCUGGGCGGCCUGGAGCGGCUGGCGGGCGUCCAGUACCCGUCGCUGGUGCCCAACGGCGUGCCCAAGAUGCUCAUGCAGCUGUACCAGAUCGACGUGCUCGACGAGGAGUUUGUCAAGAGCUGGGGCACCCACGUCAGCAAAAAGUACGUCGACAAGGACACCUCAAAGAAGGUGCGCCGCGCCGCCGCGCCCUUCCUCGAGUGGCUCGACCAGGCCGAGAGCGACGACGACGACGACGACGACGACGACGAAGACACCGAGGGCGAGGCAAAGGCCAACGGCGCCAAGAAGGCCGGCGACGACGCCGACGACGACAGCGACCUCGACGAUCUUUGA